AUGCCCGACGAUUCAGAAGACCUCCUUAUUCCUCCAGCACACGCACGCUCGUUCUCACCAACACACACCGGCGCCUAUACACCAACCUCGACGACGCUGAUGAUGGACGAUCUACGACAUGCCCGGGGUGGCGGGCCAAAGAGGAAGAAAGGAGGAUGGGUGGUGGUGGUCUCAUACGUCUUUGACUGGGUCAUUAUCGCUGUUGCCGCAGCCAUUGGCUAUGUUCUUGGGGAGAAAACCCCGAACAAGAGACCGUUUUCGCUACACGAUCCCAAUAUCUCAUUCCCCUUUACAGAAAACGAAACGGUACCCGUCUGGUUGGCCUCAGUCAUCAGUGUGCUCGCUCCCAUCUUAUUCAUCGCCAUCAUUUCGCUGAUAUUCGUCCCCGGCUCCACUGUCCCUCGGGGCACGCCGAAGGCCAUGAUCUGGAAGCGAAAGCUAUGGGAAUUGCAUAUUGGCAUCCUGGGGUUGGCUCUGUCGAUAGCGUCAGCCUGGUUGAUCACGAAUUGCAUGAAGAACCUUUACGGAAAGCCGCGACCGGAUCUUCUCUCGAGAUGCAAGCCCGAUCUCGCCAAUGCGGCCAAGUAUGUCGUUGGAGGGUUUGCCAAUGCCACCAUGAAUGGGCAGUUGGUCAGCGCAAAUAUUUGCACGAACAAGAACAAGGCCAUUUUGGAUGAUGGGUUCAGGAGCUACCCCAGCGGUCACUCCAGCUCGGCAGCAGCUGGUCUCGUCUACCUCUCGCUCUUCAUCGCCAGCAAGUUCGCCAUCACGAUUCCCUUCCUCCCCUCCGGCACAAACGUCGACGCCGCCUCUUUCUCCGCCUUCCCUUCGCGGACCCGCCACAACACCGCCAUGGCCGCCAUGGGCGGGGCCGAAUCGUACGAGAUGGCUUCGCGGGGUCCCGCAGGGUCAGGAAGCGGGCGCACCUACACGGGCGGCAGCGGCGGCGUAGUCGAGGAGAAGCGUCUUGCGCAGCACACGCGCGCGGUGGCCGCCGUGCGCCGCCAGGCCGCCGCGCCACCACUCUAUCUGCUGCUGAUCUGCAUCAUCCCGUGGUUCGCGUCCAUCUUCAUCGCAUCCUCCCGCUGGUUCGACUUCCGCCAUCACGGUUUCGAUAUCCUCUUCGGCUACAUCAUCGGGCUCGUCUCCGCCUUCUUCGCCUUCCGCUACUACCACCUGCCUAUUUCGCAAGGUGCUGGCUGGGCUUGGGGUCCGCGCAGCCGCGACAAGGCGUUCUGGGCGGGUGUUGGUAGUUACAGCUACUCGACUGACCAUAACGUUGGCGAGUACUAUCGCGCCCGAGACGAGGAGGAGGCGCUGGGUCCUGAUUCCUUGGACCAUGGGAGCGGUUAUGGACGCCCCGUGGUACACCGGGGUAAUGGCACCGGUCUGGAAAGUAAUGUGGGACCGGACCAGCCUGGUAUUACGGGGAGGAAACCACCAUCGCUUGAUGCUGAUGAACGAGAACGGGUUGAUACGGCUUAUGGGGGGGUCCAUGACAAUCAGAUAUGA
Sordaria macrospora k-hell is the source of this 1512-nucleotide messenger RNA. RefSeq lists its product as uncharacterized. Gene Ontology annotation, biological process: phospholipid metabolic process. The record is from RefSeq and is a predicted model, not a curated record. Lineage: Eukaryota; Fungi; Ascomycota; Sordariomycetes; Sordariales; Sordariaceae. Gene Ontology annotation, molecular function: phosphatidate phosphatase activity.